This is a messenger RNA of Colletes gigas, 823 nucleotides long. RefSeq lists its product as uncharacterized. Gene Ontology annotation, molecular function: lipid binding. The record is from RefSeq and is a predicted model, not a curated record. Gene Ontology annotation, biological process: lipid transport. Lineage: Eukaryota; Metazoa; Arthropoda; Insecta; Hymenoptera; Colletidae. Bases 49 to 639 code for a protein of 196 amino acids. Gene Ontology annotation, cellular component: extracellular region. The transcript has 2 exons.
CUGGCACAUCAGUCACUUUCUAGUUGUACCGCGAAGAAUUGAAGAAAAAUGAAGAGCAUCAUCGCGAUCAUCUUGGCCGUUGCGCUCCUAUCGGAGGCUAAAGUCGCGCCGACCACCACUGCUAACACCCAAACGACUCCUGAGGUUCAAUUAAGCGAUCUUAUCAGCCAGGCUCAAGCUAACAUCAACAAUCUGGGCAAACAAAUUCAAGAACAUUUGAACCUUCCCGAUCAAGAGACCUUGGUUCAAACUGUAAAAGACCAAAGCAGCGCGUUCGUGACCGAUGUUCAACAGUACAUAGCAAACAUCACCGAACAGGUGAAAGACAAAAGUCCGGAGGUGGAAAGGAUGUGGAACGACAUUAAGGGCAAACUGACCAAAGCGGUGGAUGAUAUUAGCAGUGGUAUCCCGAAUGCUCAGCAACAGGUUGCUGAUUUGGAAUCUAAAUUCCAACAAGGAGUUCAAGUUAUACUUAAAGAAUCCGAUACUGCUGCAAAAUCUCUGAGCCAACACUCUGGAAAGAUUCAGGAAGAUCUUGCUAAAUUCGCUAAACAGGCGGUGGACAUUGCUGUACAAGCGACACAGAACCUGAACAACAAUCUCCAGCAAGCAGCUGCUCAGAAACCUAGCUCGCGUUAAACGAGCCAUGUCCUGAUUACUAGGAAAAAUAAAAUGACAAACAGAAGGGACAAAAAACAAACGGUCUCGAUUAAUUGUUGCUUCUAAGCAAGAAGUAUUCUCUUGAAAUUUCUGUGGAAAACAUAUCAUACCCUGUUAUCAAAUUUUGUAUUAUAUUCAUCAAUUAAAUGCAUACGACAAUCGA